Microdochium trichocladiopsis is the source of this 700-nucleotide messenger RNA. RefSeq names its product carbonic anhydrase. The coding region runs from base 50 to 445 and encodes 131 amino acids. Lineage: Eukaryota; Fungi; Ascomycota; Sordariomycetes; Xylariales; Microdochiaceae. The record is from RefSeq and is a predicted model, not a curated record. The transcript has 2 exons. Gene Ontology annotation, molecular function: carbonate dehydratase activity; zinc ion binding.
CCCGGGCAAGAAGUACCUCGUCCAACCUACCCACCUCACAGUGACAUGCAUGGACGCGCGCAUUGACCCCGCCGCCGCCCUGGGCAUCUCCCUGGGCGACGCACACGUGAUUCGCAACGCGGGCGCCAGCGCGGCCGACGCCCUGCGCUCGAUUGUGAUUUCGCAGCAGCUGCUUGGCACGCAGGAGGUCGUGCUGAUUAAGCAUACGGGCUGCGGGAUGCUGACUUUCACGAAUGACGACGCGCGGGCUCUCGUGGAGAAGAAUCUGGGCGGGGAGGCGGCGAGGGAGGUGGAAGGGUUGGAUUUCUUGCCGUUCCCGGACCUGGAGGAGGCGGUCAGACGGGAUGUGCGGUUUCUGAGGGAGAGCAAGGUCAUUUCGAAGGAGGUUGUGGUCAGUGGCUGGGUCUAUGAGGUUGAGAGUGGCAAGGUGAGGCAGGUCGUGUAAGUCGUGAUGGGCACGGGUGUGAGCAUGGGCGUGGCGUUGAUUGCUGGAGUUGAGGUUGAUGGUCCGAAAUGCGUUGUGGCGUGGCGCUUGAGCAGGUCGGCUCAAGAAGGCGAUUCGGCAGAUACCCUGGCGUUGAAGGAUGGAGCUAUAAGUUGAAGCGGGCUUGUCAGUCAAUUGGACGUACACUAUGGCCUUGGUUCUGGUGAUUUGACUCUCAGUACUUUGCACCCUGCCUUCGUUCCAUUCCAAGCCCAA